Molecule: messenger RNA, 1116 nt
Organism: Pectinophora gossypiella (pink bollworm)
Lineage: Eukaryota; Metazoa; Arthropoda; Insecta; Lepidoptera; Gelechiidae
Exons: 2
Coding region: 160-822 (220 amino acids)
Biological process (GO): regulation of transcription by RNA polymerase II
Cellular component (GO): nucleus; transcription regulator complex
Source: RefSeq, a predicted model, not a curated record
CGUAGCGACUGCCCGUACGGCAUUCAUAGGAACAAUUUUGACAGAUUGUUUGUCACUUUUACAUCAUUUAACCAGUAACAGCUUGUACAAUUAUUAAAUUAGUUUUUUAAUAGCGUAUACUUAUGUUACAAUUCGAUAGAGGAGAUAAUCGUAGGUAAAAUGAGCGACAGACACGAUUCCAUUGUGACGUUCGUGAAGGAAGUGGAGAAACAUCCGUGCAUAUACAAUCAAACAUUGCCUGAGUACUCGAACCGAACAGAAACAAAACGCGCUUGGGAAGAGAUAGCGAAAAAUUUGCAAUGUAAAGAAAGCGACUGCAGAGAAAAAUGGCGGAAGAUCCGGAUUGCGUUCACGAGGUCUCUAAAACAGAUGAAAUCCGGGGCUACUGGGAUAAGACCGUACUAUCUAUACGACCAUCUCACCUUCAUCCUGCCUUUUUGCAAAACCAUCGACGAACAGAUCACCCAACCCGUUUCUCCGGAAGAGUCCGAAGAAGAACACGAAGAUGUCAUAUAUCUAAAGACAGACUUAGAGGAUUAUUCAGAUAAUUUACACAAUUCUGAAACUAGCGAUACGCCAAUGAAGACAGUGAGACGCCACGAGAAAUACAUCUGCGAGGAUGACCAUAAGGGGAUACUAAAAAGAAGAAGAACAGAACAUUUAGAAGAUAAUCCGAGGAAAAUGUUUCUGUUAAGCAUCUUGCCUGAUAUAGAAGCGUUUACAGACGAAGAAAUGAGGGUCUUCAGAAGGAAGAUUGUGACCUGUAUCGAUACUAUUAUGGAAGACCGUGUCAAGCAGGAGUGUCCGCCGUAUCCGUUUUAAGAAAAUGAUGGGAAAAUAGAUCUCACAGAUAGACAGACUUUUAAGGAAACAAUUCACCGAAUUGCCAAGGCCACGUUGCCAGUGUUGAGUAAAUGUUUUCCUCUAGUUAUUAAAUAACUGAUAAUGUAUACCCUCAUUGAUUUAAAAGAUGUGUAGCUGUUUUAGUUUCUUGUCAUUUCUUCUCAACCAUAACAUCUUGUGAAAUGACGUAAAUUCAAAAAUAUUUCGUUGACAUUCAACAAGUUUAUCCAUGAUUACGUUGAAUAAAUGAUUCUGAUUUGUGAUGGGCACCAA